AUGGUGUUGUCCUUGAGGAAUCUGGCGAUAUUCUCGGCUCUCGCCAGUCUAGCCACCGCCCAGACCUAUUCCACCUGUAACCCUCUCAAUGAAACAUGUGGCGACGAUGCAGCAUUGGGUACCGAGCACACCUGGUAUUUUAACGAUACUCUCGAUUCGACAGUCUGGAACAUGAGUACUGGAGUUAUGAACAUCACUUCAGAUGGUGGUGGUUUCACUAUAUCAGAGGAAGGUGAUUCGACACUACUGCAGUCCAACUUCUAUAUCUUCUUCGGUGUGGUGGAGUCAUGGGUCAAAAUGGCCACUGGCCAGGGUGUCGUCAGCAGUAUUGUGCUGGAGUCUGACGAUCUCGACGAAAUCGACUGGGAGUGGGUUGGAUAUAAUAACAGUGAAGUUCAGACCAACUUCUUCGGCAAAGGCAACACUACCUCAUACGAUCGUGGAGAGAACUUCUACGUCGAUGACGCAUACAACAAUUAUCACAACUACACGACAUACUGGACAUCGUCGAAGACCGAGUGGUGGCUCGAUGGUGAAUUGAAGCGCACGCUGCAUUACAACGAUUCCUUGGCUCUCUACGGUAAAAAUUACCCGCAAACUCCCUGCCAAGUCAAGGUCAGCUGCUGGCCUGCUGGUCAGGAGAGUGCCUCUGUGGGUACAAUUCAGUGGGCUCACGGACUCGUGGAGUGGGAAAAUGGCCCGUUCACCAUGUGGGUGCAGAGCAUCCGCGUUCAAGAUUUCCACACCGGCAAGAGUUACUCUUAUGGAGACAAAACUGGUAGCUACACCAGUAUCAAGGUCAACGAACCUACUGCCAACUCCACUGUCAAGACCGAGAUUGAAACAGUAAAGACUCCUUCAUUGACAUUGUCCCAGAAGUGGGCCAAGCUGAGCAACGGAGUCCACAUUGGAGUCUACACUGCUGCCGGUGUAGUCGGUGCGGCCAUUGUCGGAGCUUUCCUCUUCUGGUGUCUUAAGCAGCGCAAGCAGGGUCGUCUCGAGCAAGCCCUAGGUGACACCAACUACGAUGCCCAGCGCAAUGAGAUGCAGGCCUACCAGAACAACUGGAAGCAAAGCGAGUGGAAACAAAACAAUGGUUACCAACAGGUUAACAGCUAG
Messenger RNA from Penicillium taxi, 1119 nucleotides. Its product is annotated as glycoside hydrolase family 16 protein. Lineage: Eukaryota; Fungi; Ascomycota; Eurotiomycetes; Eurotiales; Aspergillaceae. The coding region runs from base 1 to 1119 and encodes 372 amino acids. The transcript has 2 exons. Gene Ontology annotation, biological process: carbohydrate metabolic process; fungal-type cell wall organization. Gene Ontology annotation, molecular function: hydrolase activity, hydrolyzing O-glycosyl compounds; glycosyltransferase activity. Gene Ontology annotation, cellular component: fungal-type cell wall. The record is from RefSeq and is a predicted model, not a curated record.